AUGGGCCGCGAAACUCACCGCCGCCAGGUCCGACCUCUGCGCAUAAACAAAAACAGCCCGACGUCGUCGCCCGCGAAGAUGAGCUCCACCGGUCCGCUUUCCGAGAUCAGCCCCAUGGAGCACCGCCGGAACUCGCCCAGCCACAAGCUGGCCACGAAGAUUACCGUCCCUGGCCAGGACACCCCGCCCUCGGAGACGUCGCCCUUCGGCACGUCCUCGAAACACCGAUUCUGGCAGUCGCGCGACCCUAAUUCGCCCGACGUCGAGAACUCGUUCGAGCGCGAGCAGCAGACCCUGUCGCCCAAGCGCAGCUCCAUUGAGAACCUCAUGAAGGCCUCCCGCGUAAGGAACAGCACCAUGUUCGCCCGCGAGCAGAAGAACGAGUAUGACCCCACCAAGCUGCCCAUUGUCGAGCGCCCGCUCGCCUCCAACCGUCCUCUCAGCGCUCAGGGAUUCGUCCCACGCGGCUUCGAUCCUUUGCGCAACCGCGAUAUUCCUUCUAAGAAGCAUCAGCACAGCCGCAGCGACAGUGCCGACACAACCCCUCGUGGCUCGCCAUCCAAGUUCGACGGUAGUUACAUGACCAACUCCUCACCGACAAAGACCCACGCUUCGCCUCUUAGAUCUUCUCUUUCUCGAAAUGGCAGAUAUAGCACCAGCUACGACAAUGACUCGAGCGUGCUCUCUUCUGAUGACGAGCGCGUGGGUGAAGGCCCGCAGCGCCCGCUGCGUCGUCAUGCGAAGAGCGUUACAUUUGAGUCGAAGCCGCCUGUGGUCAACGAGUACGAAAUGGUGACCCCCGAACCUUCGCUGGCAUCGCGCGAGGGCAGCGACUACUCUGACGACGAUGACGAGGAGGACUACGAGUUCGAGGGCGAUUCCAUGGAGCGGGACGACAGUUUUGACGAGUCUCUCGAGGACACAGAAAAGACGCCGGUCGUAUUGCCUGGUGACUGGCGCCACAUGAGUCCAGAAGCUGCGAACACCGAUUUGGCCAAUACUUUCGAAGACCCCUUCGAAGGCGCGGAAUCAAGCCCUCCUCCUUCUGCAAUGCCCAACUCUCAGCGGACUGAGCACGUGCGCAACCACUCCACCGCAUCCGAUCCCGAGCAACGCCCACUUCCCCCUCUUCCUCCCAUGCAGGGCUCUCCUGAUUCUCGUGGACGGAGAGAGUCCCUUAAUGGUCUUUCUGCUGCCGCCGAGCGUGCUAGCAGCGCCCACCGCUCGUUGCCCUCGCCACCCCGUAUUGGAGCAAGCAUUUCCAAGUCCGAUAUUCUCAGUAUGGGUCGCAACUCGCCCAUGUCUCUGGAAGAUCGCCUGCAGCUCAUGGGAAUUCAUGGAUCACGUGAACCGACGCCUACCAUGGAUAACAGGGACGAGGUAUCGAAGGAGGCGGAUCAUGAGAGGAAGGAUAGCCAAGACGCGUUGAAGGUUGAGGACCCUGCUGAAGACAACGAGUCAGCCCUGGACGAGAUGGACAUUCCGCACAUCUCACGCGAGUCGAUCCUCGAGAAGGUCAAGAGUCGCAACUACGACGACUACGACAUUGGCGAACAACCUUCUAUGACCUCUGAGCACAACUAUGGGGAGAUUGGGAUGUAUGAUCCGGACGUCCCUAUUCCUUCUCGCGAGGUUUCUUCCAACUUCGAUGAGAAUGUCCCCGAUGAGCCUGCCCACGUCAAGAAGGAAGAUGGAGAGGUCACGCUGGAUUUCAACGCGAUUCCUGACCUCAACAGCGCACAAGGCUCACCUGCCAAUAAUGAUGGUAAUGAUGAUGAGGACGAUGACAACUACAGCGACGCGGGCUCCGUCAUCCGUCAUGAUAUUAGCGGUACCGAGGUCGACGAGUAUGACGAUGACGAUGCGAGCCGUUACUCAACCCCUCACGAUGAAAUCGAGGAGAAGCAGGUCCACAACAACAGCACGGAUGAGGAUGAUGGCCCGCCCACCCCCAAAGCUGAAGACCGUGCAGCAAGCGACGAGGCACGUCAAAAGGAGCACCAGAAAGUUGCCGAUAUGCCCGAGUUCGGCUCGUUCAACAACGAGGAGGAUUUCCACCUGCAGCUUCAGUCGUAUCUCGACAAGAACCGGAGUACCUCGGCAAUGGAUUCGGGUCCCAAGCUCGAGCCCGAUGAGGACUUCCUUCAACGCCCGCUUACGCCGGAUGACGAACUCGAGCCUCCGAAGGCGCUUGAUGCGGAGGAUGAGGAUGGACGUGAUACUCCUGACUCGGCCAUUCGUAACCCUAUUGAGCCUCCGGAGCGCGAGGACUCGGCUGAAGUCGAGGACCCUAUUGCAACAAUCAAGGCUCCCGGUGGUUCUUUGAGGACCCGUCCUUCGGCCACGCCUUCUGACUUUGCCACCAUGGCCGCAACCCGCCGCAAAGUUAGCGGUGAGGCUCCCCCGCCUAUGGUAGACCGCAGUCCUACCCGGUUGUCCAUGACUCGUGAGGAUGAUGAUGAGGAGGAACCGUCGCACCUCUCGCACGUCUCGGAAGAGCAAGAGUCUACUACAGACGACGAGACGAAGAGCGAGGGCGAUCAGCCCAGGCGUCGUCCAAGCUUCAGGAUGCAGAUCGAUCUCCCCGUGGGUGACAUUGGUGAAGACUUGAGUUUCGACCUCGACCGUGAGUUCGAUCGCGUCGUCGAGGCUCAAAAGAAGGGUUACCUUAUGCGUCAGAACACGAAGGUCGUCGUAGCUAGCAGCCGCCAGUUCAGUAGCGAGACCACGAACGUACCGUCUGCAGAAAGCUUGGCUCCUCCUCCCACCAAUGACCGUGGUGUGGUUCCGGCGCCCGGUAACAGAUCGGGAAGUGGUUCUUCGUCAAAGAAGAACCACCGCGACCGCAGUAACACUUGGACAACUGAGCCUUGGAAUGGCCAAGAGAGCGCUGUCGCUGAUAACUUCGGCGACAUGUCAAUGAUUGACGAGAGCGACGAGAACAUGGAAAGAGGCAGGCUGUUUGUCAAGGUCGUUGGCGUUAAGGACCUUGAUCUGCCAUUGCCGAAGAAUGAGCGAACUUGGUUCCAGCUCACCCUGGAUAACGGCCUUCACUGCGUCACCACUGCUUGGCUUGACCUUGCUCGCAGCGCUCCGAUCGGCCAAGAGUUUGAGCUGGUUGUCUUGAAUGACCUCGAAUUCCAACUGACCUUGCAGACUAAGCUCACACCGCCGCCGAAGCCCAAGGUGACCGCACCGCCACCUGCUCCUGCAAAGCCGACGGGUCACAAGAAGUCCAACUCUGCAUUUGGGCGUCUGCUCACCUCGCCGAAGAAGCGCAAGGAGAUGGAGCGCAAGCAGCAGGAGGAAGCCGAGCGCGCCGCCGCACUGAAGGCUCAGGAGGAGCGUGAGGCGGCCAGACGCGCGAAGGCCAAUCCGACUGCCUGGGACCUUCUCCACGAUCUUGUCGCACCGGAUGGCUCCUUCGCACGUGCCUAUGUCUGCCUCAAGAACCACGAGCGACAGGCUUAUGGUCGUCCAUUCACCAUUGACGUCCCCUGCUUCAACGAGUGGGCUUUGGAGGAUGCGGAGAUUGCCAACAGUGUCAAAAGCAAGCGGGGUGGCCCUGUUCGCCGCCCUCCGUACAAGGUUGGAAAGUUGACCCUACAGCUUCUUUACGUGCCAAAGCCCAAGGGCGCCACCGAUGACGACAUGCCCAAGAGCAUGAAUGCUUGCAUUCGCGAAAUGAAGGAAGCCGAGGAGACCAAGGGACGUGUGUGGGAAGGACAUCUCAGCCAGCAAGGUGGCGAUUGCCCUUACUGGCGCCGCCGUUUCUUCCGGCUCUCUGGCUCAAAGCUCACAGCUUACCACGAGACUACUCGACAGCCCCGUGCCACAAUCAAUCUCGCCAAGGCAGCGAAGCUUAUCGACGACCGCACUACGCUUGUCCACAACAAGGAUGGCGGCCGUCGCAAGUCAGGCUUUGCUGAAGAGGACGAGGGCUAUGCAUUCGUCGAGGAGGGUUUCCGUAUUCGUUUCGGUAACGGCGAGACGAUUGACUUCUAUGCCGACAGCGCAGAUCAGAAGGAUGCGUGGAUGCAGGUGCUCUCCGAGGUUGUGGGGAAGAGCACCAUGUCCAGUUCAGCAAAGGCAUGGACUGAAUUGGUGUUCAGGAAGGAGAAGGAGGAAAGGGCAGCAAUUCGCGCUCAGGAAAAGGCGGCAGCCGUCGCACAACAGGAAGGCGAGCAGUCCAAGUUCGACCCAACCCACCCAACCCGGCCUGGAAUGUACGACAGGGAGACAACCAACAGCGACCCCUCAAUCAACACCAAGCGGUACCACCGACGCAGCGAAGUUCCCCCUCCGCCGAUUGACAAGAGCCCGCGGCACCAUGCCAUCGCAACUGCGCCUCGGGCGUCUUCGCGGCGCGGUGAGGUCAAGUCGAUGAUCUUCUAA
Lasiodiplodia theobromae is the source of this 4395-nucleotide messenger RNA. Its product is annotated as GTP binding protein bud4. The transcript has 6 exons. Lineage: Eukaryota; Fungi; Ascomycota; Dothideomycetes; Botryosphaeriales; Botryosphaeriaceae. The record is from RefSeq and is a predicted model, not a curated record. Gene Ontology annotation, molecular function: GTP binding. The coding region runs from base 1 to 4395 and encodes 1464 amino acids.